Messenger RNA from Aspergillus affinis, 1257 nucleotides. Its product is annotated as OSBP family protein. Gene Ontology annotation, biological process: exocytosis; maintenance of cell polarity; endocytosis. NCBI's taxonomy places the organism in Eukaryota, Fungi, Ascomycota, Eurotiomycetes, Eurotiales, Aspergillaceae. The coding region runs from base 1 to 1257 and encodes 418 amino acids. The transcript has 4 exons. The record is from RefSeq and is a predicted model, not a curated record. Gene Ontology annotation, molecular function: oxysterol binding. Gene Ontology annotation, cellular component: cytosol; intracellular membrane-bounded organelle; membrane.
AUGAGUUCCAGCAAGGAUCCACAAUCUCAAAUCCCCGCCAACAGCAAAGGCUCUUGGUCGAGUUUCCUCAAGUCUAUUGCAUCUUUCAACGGCGACCUGUCCUCCUUGACCGCUCCACCCUUCAUCCUCUCCUCUACCUCCCUGGUCGAAUAUUCCGCCUACUGGGCUGAACAUCCGAGUCUGUUCGUGGCCCCGGCCCAGGAAACGGACCCGGAGAAGAGAGCUCUGGCUGUUUUGAAAUGGUUCCUCAGCACCCUGCACCAACAGUACUGCAGCCGCAGUGAAAAGCUCGGCAGCGAGAAGAAGCCCCUGAACCCUUUCCUGGGUGAGCUCUUCAUCGGAAAGUGGAACGGCGACGAGAACGUCGGCGAUACCUCGUUGAUUAGUGAGCAAGUCAGCCACCACCCUCCCGCCACCGCCUAUGCGAUUACGAACGAUAAGCAUGGUGUCGAGCUGCAAGGAUACAACGCCCAGAAGGCGUCGUUCUCUAGCACCAUCCAAAUCAAGCAGAUCGGCCACGCACUCCUGACUAUCACUCCGCCCGGCGCGGACAAGAACGACCCUGCCCAGCAAGAACAGUAUCUCAUCACCCUCCCGCAUCUGCACAUUGAAUCCCUGAUCUACGGCACGCCCUUUGUCGAACUGGAGAAGACGACGAAGAUUGUCAGCAGCACAGGCUACGUGGCCAAGAUCGACUAUUCCGGCAAGGGCUGGCUGAGCGGGAAGAAGAACACGUUCACCGCGAGCUUGUUCAAGGAAAGUGAGGGCGAGAAGAAGCCCCUUUACACUGCCGAAGGCCAAUGGUCGGAGAAAUUCACCAUUCGCAAUGCCCGCACCAAGGAGGAGGUCGACAAGCAUGUGGUGAAGGAAGCCCAGACCACUCCCCUACAGCUGGCCCCUCUUGAGCAACAGGACCUCUUCGAAAGUCGACGCGCCUGGAGCGAUGUGGCCUCGUCGAUUGAGCGCGGUGACAUGGACUCCGUGUCCGCACACAAGGGCCGCAUCGAAAAUGCUCAGCGAGAGCUGCGCAAGAUUGAGAAGUCUGAGGGUCGGGAAUGGCCUCGACGAUUCUUCAAGCGCCUCGAAGAGGGUGAGGAUGAUGACCGGUUCAAGAGCCUCGCCCAGACUAUCGGCCUGACAACCCUGGAAGCCGACAAGACCGGUGGAGUCUGGCGCUUCGACCGCGAGCGCGCCACCGGUGCCCAGCCGCCUUACCACCCCGUCGGCCCCGAAGGUCUCGGCCUUAGCAGCAACUAA